Adineta ricciae is the source of this 753-nucleotide messenger RNA. The record is from the annotation of a GenBank genome assembly. NCBI's taxonomy places the organism in Eukaryota, Metazoa, Rotifera, Eurotatoria, Adinetida, Adinetidae.
AUGAAGUACCAACGCGUUCUUUACACAAACAAAUUCUCUGCUGAAUUAAAAUCAAAAUUACGCAUCGUAUCUUAUGAGAAACGACGAUCAUUAAAAGGAAAUGUUUAUUACGUUAGUUUUGCAUCCGAUGCUGAUAUUACAUAUGCUGGUCGAAUUUGCAAACGACUUCGAAAUGUAACCAUGAAACCUUUUCAAUCACGUUCUGCUGAUGAAAUUCAAUAUCAAUGUCGAUCUAAACGAUGUGACGAAAAAAAGACUCAUGUAUCAGCUGCAACCAUCAUUACGUCUACUCCUGGUACUAAUUGUCAUACCGUUAUAUGUUCACCUAAACAAAUUAAUAAUCAAGUCGUUGAAUUGCCCCCUGAUGUUUCAAACAUCAAACUUUACAAUGUUCAAUCAUGUAUUGAUGCUAUGAAAACAGCUCAGCGUGUGGCUAAUGAUGUUUAUCAACUUUUUAAAAAUGGUAUGGAUUAUGAUGUCGUAUUGGACCGUUUAUUACAAGCGCAUGCAACGGCAUCUUACUUAAAAGCAGCUACAUCUAUUAAAAUAAAGGAUGUUCUAUCUGCUGGUGUUACAUUGUCAUGGCCUAAUGUUGCUGAUGAUAUCAAUGAAUUUAGAUUAGCUGUUAGUCAUGAACGAUCAUUUAUAAUGAAAAUGGCAUCUGCUCAACAUAUCUUAUCGAAAAUUAAUAAUGAGUCAUCAAUUACUUUGUCAUCAAAAUUAGUAUAUCAACUUACAAAACUAUCUCAUUAA